AUGGCCUCCUUCACCGUGCCCCUCUUCAUCAACGGCCAAGAACACCACCCGCCCAAGACAUUCGACGUCGUCAGCCCCGCCACCGGAAAGACGGCCCAUCGGUGCAGCGCCGCCUCCGUCGACGAUGCCGCCGCCGCCGUCGACGCUGCCGCAGGCGCCUUCACGUCGUGGAAGCGGACCACGCCCUCGCGGCGGCGGGACAUCUUGCUGGGAGCGGCCGACAUCAUCAACAGUCGGCGCGAGGAGCUCACCCGCUGUCUAAUGGAAGAAACCGGCGCCGCGAGGUCGUGGGCAGACUUCAACAUCGACCAUGCGACGGAAAUGCUCAAGGAUACCGCCGGCCGUAUCGCGACUUUGGAGGGAUCUUUCCCGGCCAUGAUGGAUCCCGACUCCAGCGGCAUCGUCAUGCGGGAGCCGUACGGCGUCGUUCUGGCCAUUGCGCCGUGGAACGCCCCCUUCAUCCUCGGCGUCCGGGCCUUUGCGCUCCCCAUUGCCGCCGGCAACACCGUCGUUCUCAAGGCUUCCGAGACGGCGCCCCGAUGCAUAUGGGCCAUGGUCUCUGCCCUGCACGAAGCCGGACUGCCCGGCGGUGUAUUGAACAUGAUUGUCCAUGAGCGCUCUGCGGCUGCCUCGGCCACGGCGGCUCUCAUUGCGAAUCCGCACGUAAAGAAGAUCAACUUUACGGGCAGCACGCCCGUGGGCCGCGUCAUUGCAAAGCUCGCUGGAGAGCAUCUCAAGCCCGUAGUCUUGGAACUUGGCGGCAAGGCGCCCGCCAUCGUGUGGGAAGACGCAGACCUGCAGCUCGCCGCCGAGCAGUGUGCCUUGGGGGCUUUCGCCCAUUCGGGCCAGAUUUGCAUGUCGACGGAAAAGAUUCUCGUCCACAAGGCCGUCAAGCAGCAGUUUGUGGACAGAUUCAAGGCCGCAGUCGAAAAGGAAUUCCCGUCGAGCGCCGAAGCGUUGACGCUCAUCAGCAGCGCCGCAGUCCAGAGGAACAAGCAGCUCAUCACCAACGCCGCAGACAGAGGCGCAUCUAUCAUCUACGGGGACAUCAACGCACCGCAAGUAAGUGAGACGAGGCUGCGGCCCAUCAUCGUGGACAGGGUGACGGCGGACAUGGACAUUUACACGACGGAAUCCUUCGGUCCCACGGUGUCGCUCGUCGAGAUCGACUCGGAGGAGCAGGCCAUCCGCCUCGCAAACGACACCGACUUUGGCCUGUCGUCUGCCGUCUUCACCCAGGACCUUGGGCGGGGACUGCGGCUUGCGCGCGAGCUGGAGACAGGGGCCGUCCACAUCAACAGCAAGACGGUUCACGACGAGGCCGUCCUGCCGCACGGCGGAGCAAAGGCUAGCGGCUACGGGCGGUUCAACGCAGCCCGAGGCUUGGACGAGUGGGUGAGAACCAAGAAUGUCACCUUUAAACAUUAG
This is a messenger RNA of Hirsutella rhossiliensis, 1428 nucleotides long. Its product is annotated as aldehyde dehydrogenase family domain-containing protein. Bases 1 to 1428 code for a protein of 475 amino acids. Gene Ontology annotation, molecular function: succinate-semialdehyde dehydrogenase (NAD+) activity. Lineage: Eukaryota; Fungi; Ascomycota; Sordariomycetes; Hypocreales; Ophiocordycipitaceae. The record is from RefSeq and is a predicted model, not a curated record. The transcript has 2 exons.